This is a messenger RNA of Fibroporia radiculosa, 936 nucleotides long. RefSeq lists its product as uncharacterized. Bases 1 to 936 code for a protein of 311 amino acids. The transcript has a single exon. The record is from RefSeq and is a predicted model, not a curated record. NCBI's taxonomy places the organism in Eukaryota, Fungi, Basidiomycota, Agaricomycetes, Polyporales, Fibroporiaceae.
AUGGGUCGCCCUCUCUUCUCCCAGACUCACCGCGCACCAGCCGUUCGCAUCGAACCCGAACAGUCCCUCCCUGCCUGCGAAAAAUGGUCAUACUGGAACGCUUUCGACCCCGACUCAGACGAGUUUUUCGAACGCGGGGACGCCGUAUACGAGGCAUUCGUGGAUCCAGCUCAUGCAUCCGCGGAAAUCGGAGCGCAGAUUGCCUUGGCGCCCCCGACGCUCAUUGAUGUGAGCACCAGCAGCAGCUCUAGCGAAGGCAGCUCCAGUGGUAGGCAGAGUCCCGCGGACGACCGCGAGGACCUUUCUGUUGAGGAGAUCGACCUGGCGCUCAGGAGCCGGGGUGGCUGGGUUCAGCGCAGCCGCGCUGCAGACGAUGAAGAAGGAUCCCCCAACACUACUCAGACCACGUCUGAUUAUUCCAGACUUGAAUCCCCGCGUACUCCCGUGGAUGCCAUGGACGUUAUGCAGCGCCGUUGGGCUUCGCACAUGGCUGAUUCGUACACCAGAAAUCGCACUGCCAGCAGCGCCUCUCCCCGUCCAGUUGGGCAACGCGCUCUGUCUCCCACUAGCCCCGACGAAUCGCCACGCGUCUCCCGUCAAACGGAUAUGCUAGAGCCUGUGCGUCAGGUACUUCCCCUCACCUUUCCACAUACGAUCCCUGGAAUCCCUCGUUCUCGUGGAAUGCCUGCGCCACAACCUUCCACUCCCGAUCGUCCCACGACCCCUCCCAGCCGAUUUGCUGGAUUCUACCAGUCCCCAUCACCUCCGCCGUCUGUAACGCCACGCUUAUACUCUUGGUCGGCGCGCAGCCCUAUGCUGUCCACCCCGACUUCCCCGGUUCCUCCAGGCCCGCUCACCAACCGUAACGCUCGCCUUUCCGUGCCGCACAUCUCACCUCCGCCGCCUCCCGUGCUUAUGAACCGUGUUGUGGGAUAG